This is a messenger RNA of Salvia miltiorrhiza (redroot sage), 1467 nucleotides long. RefSeq names its product probable tetraacyldisaccharide 4'-kinase, mitochondrial. The record is from RefSeq and is a predicted model, not a curated record. Lineage: Eukaryota; Viridiplantae; Streptophyta; Magnoliopsida; Lamiales; Lamiaceae. Bases 53 to 1231 code for a protein of 392 amino acids. Gene Ontology annotation, molecular function: lipid-A 4'-kinase activity; ATP binding. Gene Ontology annotation, biological process: lipid A biosynthetic process. The transcript has 8 exons.
UAAUAUUUGGUUAGUCGUGAAUUUUGAAACGUUGAAGUGAGUUGUAAUUGCAAUGGAGAAAUUGAGAAGAGCUGUGAAGGAAAUAGCUUACACCCCACAUUCCCAAUUCCUCUCCAAUCUCUCACCUUUCCACCUCUCUCUAAUCCCACUUCUCUCUCUAGCUUCUUCCCUCUACUCUGUCGCCGUCCGCCUCCGCCGCCACCUCUACCGCUUCAACAUUCUCCAGAUACACCGGUUGCCGGUUCCGGUGAUUAGUGUUGGCAAUUUGACGUGGGGCGGCAAUGGGAAAACUCCAAUGGUGGAGCUCCUCGCGCGCUCGUUUGCUGCUGCUGGAAUUUCACCCCUCAUUCUCACUAGGGGUUAUGGUGGUGCAGAUGAAGCUAAAAUGCUUCAGAGGCAGCUGCAAGGUACAUCUGCCAAAAUUGGUGUUGGUGCCAAUCGAGUUGCCACUGCUCUUAGAUUUCUAGAACAAUUUGGUUUCACAUCUCAUGCUAUUUUUGAGGAACUCUUUUGUGAAAACAAGAUUGAAUUUAAACCUAGCAAUGAUCAAAUUGGGGUUGCUAUCCUAGAUGAUGGGAUGCAGCAUCUGAGUGUACGGCAUGAUCUGGAGAUUGUGAUGGUGAAUGCAUUGGUGCCGUGGGGGAACCAUCACCUACUUCCUCUUGGGCCACUAAGGGAGCCUUUGACUGCACUCUGCCGAGCUGAUAUUCUAGUCAUCCAUCAUGCUGAUUUGGUACAGGAAAAGGACAUUGAUGCUUUAAAAUUCACAAUACGGAAAGCCAACAAAUCUGCUCCAAUUUUCUUCACUAAAAUGACUCCAAUGUACUUCUUCCGUUGUAGAGAUUCAUGUACUAAACUGUCAAUAAUGGCUGUUGAAAAUGCGACUGUAUUAUGCCUUUCAGGCAUUGGUUAUGCAGAUUCCUUCAUUCAGAGGAUUGAAAGGAUGGGACCAACAUUUGUGGAUCACCUAGAUUUCAGUGACCAUCAUUUAUUUGAGUUGCAGGAUCUUCAAGUGGUGCGUACAAGACUUGAAGCUCUUGAGUCUAAGUUUGGUGCUAAACCAGUUGUUGUUGUGACUGAAAAGGAUUAUGACAGAGCCCCGGACAUGCUAGUACGUUUGAAACAAUACGAGGUUUUGGUGUUGUGUAGUCGCUUGCAAUUUCUGGACUACAUGGAGAGUACAGAAGAAAGAUUUAGAAAGACUGUGAGGCAGCAUUUGGGCCAAAGAUAAGGUGAAAACAUGUCUACACUGUCACACUGUCAUAAUGUUUCGAAUUCCUGCUUAAAGUGACAUGAAAAUGCUUCCUUUUUUCUAACUCUGCAGUGGGUUUUUUUGGUUCCGGCAAUACAUCCUGCAGUGGCUUUGGAUUCAUCCUGAUUUGUAAUACUGGUUGGUGUUUAACAUAAGAUUUGGACCUGCUUCCACCUAGAAUUCGAAUUUCUGAAUAUCAUAGAUUGAAAUUUAAA